Molecule: messenger RNA, 964 nt
Organism: Cydia pomonella (codling moth)
Lineage: Eukaryota; Metazoa; Arthropoda; Insecta; Lepidoptera; Tortricidae
Exons: 2
Coding region: 1-774 (257 amino acids)
Molecular function (GO): nucleic acid binding; zinc ion binding
Source: RefSeq, a predicted model, not a curated record
AUGAGUAGUGCUGUAAAAAUUGAUCAACUCAACGAGAGUAAUUAUGAAACAUGGAAGAUCCAAGUUGAAGCAGUGUUAAUAAAAAACGACGCCUGGGGAUACGUUAAUGGGAGUAUCAAGAAACCAGCUGAGGUAGCCGAAGCAGCAAAAUGGGAAAUUGGCGAUUCUAAAGCUAAGUCUGACCUAAUUUUAUCCAUAACCCCGAGCGAAUUACGACAUUUGAGAGGUUGUAAGACAUCGCGUGACGUAUGGUUAAAGUUACAGAACAUUCAUGCUUCCAAGGGACCUGCGAGAAAAGCUACGCUAUUAAAAGAGUUGUUACUGCGUAAAUUGGAUGAAGGUGGUGACUUAAGAGAACAUGUCAUGCGAUUUUUCGAUGUAGUAAGCCAAUUAGCGGACAUGGAUAUUGAAAUGCAUGAUGAUUUGAUCUCUAUAAUGCUUCUGUAUAGUUUGCCGUCCAGUUUUGACAAUUUUAGAUGUGCCAUAGAAUCUCGAGAUGCAUUGCCAAAACCAGACGCAUUGAAAAUUAAGAUAUUAGAAGAGGAACAUUCCAGAAAUGUUAAAGAAAGUGUAGAUAAGGCACUUCUUGUAAAAGGAAAGAGAUCUUCUAAGUCUAAGAAACAAAUAGAGCAUCGUCAACACGCAUAUGAUGCCCCUGAGCAGGCUAAUUCGAAAAUUAAGUAUAAAUGUUUCAAAUGUCACCAGCAUGGACAUAAAGCCUCUGAGUGUACACAGAAGAUGAAAGUACAACGUAAUGAUAGUGCAAAAUGUUAAUGCUGUUUGCAACGAGAAUGGAAAUUGGAUCGUCGACAGUGGGUGUACGUCACAUUUGUGCAACGAUACAGAUAAAUUUGGUACUACAUUACUACCGUUGCCCGGUAAGCUAAAUUUAGCGACAAAUUCGAGCACAAACGUACAAGGUAAGGGGACAGUAAGAUUUUCUUCAUGUAAUAAUGGUUCUAAA